Molecule: messenger RNA, 666 nt
Organism: Leptinotarsa decemlineata (Colorado potato beetle)
Lineage: Eukaryota; Metazoa; Arthropoda; Insecta; Coleoptera; Chrysomelidae
Product: A-type potassium channel modulatory protein KCNIP1
Molecular function (GO): calcium ion binding
Source: RefSeq, a predicted model, not a curated record
AUGUUUUUUCAGGAUUUUGUGCAAAACUUGUCUAUUCUCUCCAGAGGUUCUUUGGAAGAGAAGCUCCGAUGGGCUUUCACAUUGUACGACAUCAAUGGAGAUGGAUGCAUAACAAGAGAAGAAAUGACAGAUAUCGUUACGGCGAUUUACGAACUCAUGGGCAAGCUAGCAGAUCCUAGUAUCGAAGAAGAUACAAUAAAAGAAAAAGUAGACAGGAUAUUCCAGAAAAUGGACAAAAACAGAGACGGUGUCGUGACACUCGACGAAUUCCUGGAAUGCUGUCAGAAGGACGAAUCCAUAUCCUCUUCCAUGAACGUAUUCGACACAUCGAUAUGACACGCACCCCUUGGCUUCCGGGAUCCGCCGUCGUCUUGGGCAUGAACGGGCAAGCUUCGGUUAGGAACUUUUUCGACCAACUAGACUUUUUUAUACAGUGAUGAAUUCAAGCAUGUAGGGCGGAUAGAAAAAGUCUCCCGUCUACUUCGCCUGCAAAGUUCAAUUGAUCUGUUGACAAAUUAUUGUUUCAGUCGAGUUAUUUUAGUUUGUACAAAAAUAUAAGUUGGCAUGUUCCCUGCUGAGAUAAUUCUAUUUCACCAGCUACUAUUUUUGAAAUAGUAUACUAUAUGGUAUAGUAUAGUAUAAAAAUUAUAAAAGGUGAUCCCAAAA